Symbiodinium natans is the source of this 1263-nucleotide messenger RNA. Lineage: Eukaryota; Dinophyceae; Suessiales; Symbiodiniaceae. The record is from the annotation of a GenBank genome assembly.
AUGAAGGUGCAUGGGCAGCUAGAGGUGAUGGCGCUGUCGCUGGUCGUGUCACCCAUGGCAUACCGCGCCGAUCCCACCCUCGCCUUCUUCUUGAUGUGUUCCUGCAGCUUGGCGUACGUGAUGAACAAGGUUCUGGUUUACAGGGCCCCACGGCUCUCAGCCAGGUACCUGCGAGCCCUUUUCAUUUGCUUCUACCUGGUGGUCACCCUGCUUACCGCAUGCCCAUGGAUGGCGAACACGAACAGGAAUGUGCAGAUGUUCUUGGCGGCCUGUGAGUUUUCUGCCGCCGUUUGCUUCGUCGACUGCAGGGUUCACAUUGCCGGCCAAGUCGGCAUCCUCUUGGCUGAAGGGAGUCGGCAAGUCUCUCCUGGUGGCACGGGGUGUGGCAUCGAAGCCCUCCUCAGUCAAGCAAUGGUUAGUAUGGCGGUGAGUAUGGCCUCCCUUGUUUUGGAAAGCAUCCUCCGACAGCGCUUGGAAGCAGAUCUGCAACGGGCGGACGCCGAGUCCAUCGUCGCCGGCUUCCGGGCGGUUCUGCGAGGCGUUUGUGAUGGUGAGCUCCUCUUGGAUGGAGAUCUGAAUAUCCAGGAGGGAAUGAGCUGUCUCAGCCGCCUACUCUCCACCCAGGAAGAUUUGAAAGGCAAGCCCUUUGUGGACUUGCUGGCCCGAAGCGAGCAGGAUCGAGGCUUCGAGGAAUUUGCGCACAGAGAGUCCGACAGCGGACACAGCAUUCACUGGGUGCCUGCGUGCCAACGCAUUUCCUUCAAGAAUGCCCAGAUUGGGCAUAUCGGCGUGGACGCGUUCCAUGUGCCCUUACCGCACCUCCAUGGCUGCGAUGUCGCCUAUCACCUCGUGGUUUUGAAGCUGGACCCGGAGUAUCCCAUCCAUGCAGCUUCCCAAGUCGCACCGCCAUUGGACCUGGCACCGGGCCCACUUGAAGGACAGCUCGCCUCAGCCACGUCUGACCCGUCGGAGUCCAUCAAGAGUUUUUCAGGCCUCCGCGAGAUCCUUUUUCUGGUCAACCAGAAUGCGCGGAUGGACGUCCGACAGGUCCACCUGAACUACAAGGAGGCUGCGGAGAGCCAGGGCUCCCAAGAUCCCGGCCUCACGCUGCAGAAGCUGAUCCAGCCCAGCGACUGGUCGACCGUACGCUCUUGCGUGCAGUCUUUCGGCCGGGUUCCGGAGGAGCGGAUGCCCAGCAUUUCCGUCCGCAUGAUCGAUCGCCCGACGGAGUGGCCAGCAAUGAAGUUCCUGGUGCUUUGGUAG